Hyla sarda is the source of this 5740-nucleotide messenger RNA. It is a transcript of the gene ABLIM3, whose product is annotated as actin binding LIM protein family member 3. NCBI's taxonomy places the organism in Eukaryota, Metazoa, Chordata, Amphibia, Anura, Hylidae. Gene Ontology annotation, cellular component: stress fiber; actin cytoskeleton. Bases 356 to 2359 code for a protein of 667 amino acids. Gene Ontology annotation, molecular function: actin filament binding. The transcript is spliced from 22 exons. Gene Ontology annotation, biological process: cytoskeleton organization; cilium assembly; lamellipodium assembly. The record is from RefSeq and is a predicted model, not a curated record.
CACAGUCCACACCCCCAUGUGCUGGGAGAGCUCCAGGAUCCUGUGCUCUGUGAGAGUGGUGAUAGUGACAGGCAGUGUGUGGCUCUAGGCGUGUGCUGGGAGAAGAAGGUGGCAUCACUCCUGCACACAGUCACCUACCUCCCUGUCAGCAUUGUCUUCCUACUGCUUCCUCUCCUCCAGCCUGUCUACCUGAGAGCAGAGGGGCUGCUGCCUGCACUGUGCCCGGGGAUGGCUGGCAUGGGGAGCUCCUAAGUGGCAGACGUGUGCUCAGCAGGAUCCAGCGCAGGGUGCCAUACACCACAAGCAGACUGCUCACUUUACCUCCGAGGUUGGAUGAGAACAAGACACUGGCAUCAUGAGCACCAAUUCAAUGCCCUACCCACAUAACUCGUACAGUUCAUCAGGGAGCUCUGGACCUAUCCAAUGCUAUCGUUGUAGAGAGACAUGUAAAGGAGAAGUAGUGAGGGUGCAGACCAACCACUUCCAUAUUCGGUGCUUCACAUGUCAAGUGUGUGGCUGUGAUCUGGCGCAGUCUGGAUUCUUCUUUAAGAAUGGGGAGUAUAUCUGCACACGUGAUUACCAGCAACUCUAUGGGACCCGGUGUGACAGCUGCAGAGAUUUCAUUACAGGAGAAGUUAUUUCAGCCCUUGGACGAACAUAUCAUCCAAAAUGCUUUGUAUGCAGUAUGUGCAGGAAACCUUUCCCUAUUGGAGACAAGGUGACCUUCAGGGGUAAAGACUGUGUUUGCCAGACUUGUUCCCAGUCUUUAGUAAGUGACAAGCCCAUUAAGAUCCAUGGACCAAGCCAUUGUGCCGGGUGUAAGGAAGAGAUCAAACAUGGCCAGUCACUGUUGGCACUGGAGAAACAGUGGCACGUUAGCUGCUUCAAGUGUCAGACAUGCGGCAUUAUCCUGACUGGGGAAUAUAUCAGCAAAGAUGGCGUGCCUUACUGUGAGUCCGAUUACCACGCUCAGUUUGGGAUCAAAUGUGAAACUUGUAACAAAUACAUCAGCGGCAGAGUGCUGGAGGCAGGUGGCAAGCAUUAUCACCCCACGUGUGCCCGGUGUGUGCGCUGCCAACAGAUGUUUUCAGAAGGAGAGGAGAUGUACCUGACAGGCUCUGAAGUGUGGCAUCCGAUCUGCAAGCAGGCGGCCCGUGCGGAGAAGAAGCUUAAAUACAGAAGAGCUUCUGAAACCUCUAUUUCCCCACCAGGAUCCAGCAUCGGCUCCCCAAACCGGGUCAUUUGUGCUAAAGUAAACAAUGAGAUUCUAAAUUACAAGGACUUAGCUGCUCUCCCUAAGAUUAAAGCAAUCUACGCAGUGCAGCGCCCUGACCUCAUUUCUUACGAGCCUUAUAGCAGAUACACGUCGGAUGAGAUGCUGGAGAGAUACAGCUAUGGGGAGGACAUUUAUGAAGGAAUGGAUCUCCGUCAGAGACGGUCAUCAAGCCCAGGAUAUAUUGAUUCUCCUCUCUACAGCCAUCGAGACAUCUCUCUCACCAUGCCACGUUCUCCCCAGCAUUACUAUAUGUCAGGCACAGAGAGUGGUCGUAACUCUCCUUAUUAUAGCCAGGUAGAUGUACGUUGCUCUACACCAACUCUUUACCAAGCUCCUCGACAUUUCCAUAUACCAGCAGCGGAAAGUAACAUAUAUCGGAAACCCCCCAUCUAUAAGCGUCAUGAUGAUAUCAAUGAAGCAACAAAAAGCAAAACAAGUGACGAUCUUGUUCAAUCCUCAAAAUAUCUGCCUUCAUAUUCUCCUGAUCCCUAUUACCAGUCAGAGCCUGAGUAUUGGAUGUGCUCGCCAAAAAUGCCCCGAGCACGGAGGUUCUCCUCUGGAGGAGAGGAGGAUGGUUUUGAUCGGAGCAUGCACAAGCUUCAGGGAGGAAUCGGGAGAAUGAUCCUGAAGGAGGAAAUGAAGGCUCGAUCGUACAUCGAUCCCUGGGCAACCCCUCCUCGAAGUUCAGCAGGCAGUAAAGAAGCUCUGCACAAUGUUGGCUAUGAUAAUGGAUCUCCCAAGUGUUACCUUGCAGACAGUGAUCCCCUGAUCUCGAAAUCUGCCUCACUCCCCGCAUACCGGAGGAAUGGCCUUCACAGGCCACCCAGCACAGACCUUUUCCACUACGAUAGUGCCAACGCUGUCAACUGGGGCAUGAGAGAGUACAAGAUCUAUCCAUAUGAAUUACUCAUGGUGACCACUAGAGGGAGGAGUAGACUACCCAAAGAUGCAGACCGAACUCGACUGGAGCGCCACCUAUCGCCUGAAGAGUUCUAUCAAGUGUUCGGAAUGACCAUAUCAGAGUUUGACCGCCUGGCACUGUGGAAAAGAAAUGAGCUGAAGAAACAAGCCAGGCUUUUCUAACUUGCUCCACCAUGUGCCUCAAUAUGUACACCUCUAUAAAUAUAUUUAUAAAUAUAUAUAUAUAUAUAUAUAUAUAUAUAGAACUUAUGUAUAACUACUACACAUAAUAUAUAUAUAUUGUAUUAUAGGAAGAUCUCCACAAGAACUGGCUUUAUACUUUCCAGGAGUGAGAGGGACUACAGCUUAUUUCUAUGCAAUGUGUUGUAGUCCCUCUCACUGCUGCCAAUGUUAUUCUGUGGAGAGAGAUAUUUUCAACUCUUGGUUAUAUUUUUUAAAUGCUGUUUUUUAUGCGCCGCUGUUUUGGAGAGUUUAAAGACUUCAAUGAACCUGCAACCUUAACAUUGUUACAAUGCAUCUUCAAAGCUCACUUGUUUAGAUCUAUUGAAAUUCCCCCACAGUAACUAACAGGCAGGUAUGCCAAAUGUACAUGAGUCUUGUUAGCCAGGACCCAGCGGUGUCACUGCAGGUUGCUCCAGUACAAAGCCAAGCACUGACUAAUGUGUAAAAACAGGAUGUUGCUUCUAGAAGUGACUUGCAAAACAGAAGCCGCCUUUACCUGCUCACGACAUUCCUCUCAAGCUGUUUUCAGUUAUUGGUAUGAAUUUUAUAAUAGCACUGUAUAGCUUAUAUUGUAAGUCAACUUCUGCCUUAUGUCGUCCACAGCAAAACCCAAAAUGAUCCAUGUCUUCGUUGGCAGGUUUGAGCGAACACCUUGUCAUGCAAGAGUUAAGCUGGACAAGUGCCAACCGAACCCUGCUUAUUUUGGUGGGACUAGUGAACUAUGUAAGGCUAGGUACACAUCACGAUCACGAAACUGUCAAAAUGACAUGCUGAUGUAUUUAUACUCAGACAGGCACAAACCCCAUUCAGUUCAGUGACCCGGAUAUGGUCAGCUAGUCACUGAAAGUCUUGAAACCACGCUUCUCAGUCCAAGCCAGAAUGUGAAUGCGUUCAGAAAAUGACCCGAAUGUAGUCAGUAGCUGAGUACGCUCAAGCCAUUGAAAUAAAUGGGGACAUUCCUCUCUGAGCAGGGCAACAUAGACAUGUCAUUUUGACAGUUUUACAACAAAAUUGUGCCUCAGAGGCUAAAAUUGUGAGAUGAACCUAGCAUUAUUUGUAUAGAGCCACUAGUCCAUCCCCACCAGCAGAUAUUGGGGAUGACAGGGGUCAGACAUGUUGGACAUUAACUGCCUUAUGCUUUGGGGAGUUAAAUCACUUCUAGUGCUUCCUACCCUCUCUCCAUUCAGAACAUAUGUACUCUCCGCUGAGCCGAGCAUGUAUGCAUAUGAGAGGAUCAGAAGAAAUUCUUGUCUGCCGGGUUAACCUAUGUCUAGAGUCAGCUGGAGCAUUUGGAGUCUACCAUGUUGUGGUCACAAAUGCAUUGGCUGCUGACAACUAUGAGGUAGUGAUGUAAUCAUGUCUACAAAUAAAGUAGAAAAAGGAUAUGGCAGUAUAUUAAAUAUGCAUAUUAGUAUAAAAUGUUAGCCCAAAUGUAAUUUUUGUAUUAUUAUCGUCAUACACCUCAACCCUGCGUUGUCAGGCAAGUAUCUAUAUACAUAGAAGAUGCCAUAUUAAAAAGUUAAUAGUGGGUACAUGUCUAUGUUAGGCUUCUUUCACACUGCCGUUGUGACGUCCGUCAGGGAACCUGGGGAGAAUAGCGGGAGGAAAAAUACAUCAUGCAUCGUUUUUUCCUCCCGCUACUCCAGUCAGAAAACAACGUCGCCCGACGGCCCCUAUAAUAGUAAAUGGGAUCUGUCGGGACCUGUUGUUUCCCGUUGUGCCCCGUCAAAAAUAACAUCCGUUAAGGCACAAAAAAAAAGUGCCUGGCAGACGUUUGCCGACGGGGCACAGCGGCAGUGUGAAAGGGGCCUAAACCAGUGUCACUAAGGCUGGCCAUACAUAAGCUAGCUGUUGCACAAACACUUGCUUGUUCGACAGGUCUCUCUAUCUCUCUUAACCUUCCAUACAGAUGCAUGCUCCUUUUGGCUAUUGUAAAAUAAAGGGAGAAGGCUGCUGCCGACCCCUCUGGUGGCAAGUUAUCUGCUUUCAAAACAAAAGGAUAGGACAUGUUAAAAUCCACCUGUUAUAUAGUGACCGGUGGAAAACUGGGUUUUCAGUUAUCAUUUUUUCACCUUAUAUACAGUCCACUGUCAGGCAUACAUAGUGAUAUCGCUCAACCCUUACACCAUGGAGGAGUGUUUUAUCAGAUUUAUCAUGCAUCCCAAUAUUUGCCCCUGUAGUGCACCAGAGAGGGAAUUCAGAAAUCAAGUGCUCUCAGUGUACAAGAUGUUAAAAGCAAUAGCUCCUGUCUUGUCUGCUCACUUGUAGCUCAGUGACUUAGUGCCCUUUUACACCACCCAAUGGGCUGCAGAUGAUGAAUGCCAAUCUCUGUGAUGGCCGCUUUUUGCACGUUCCUGGGAACACUCCUUAUUGGCCCAUGUACCAUGGCCUUUAGCCCUUCCAGAAAGGCUAGAAUCUCCCUGAUAUUAUUUAUGAGGAAGCAGUAAAAAAAAGGUUGGGGCGCUCUCUCAUGUGUGACGGGGGCGUGGUAGGAUGGUAGAAACCACUGCACUCAAGGUAAUGUGAUGUCUCGCUGAGGUUGUCAACGGUGACAGCACCUCACCUGGGGGCGUGUGAAGUGGAAGAUUGUAGCAGCAGUUGUACUGCUCGAAAACCCCUGUCCGUAUCCACAAAAGGGUACCGUAAUAAUGAAACCAGGAAAAGGAGAGGAAAAAAGGGGGUUCUAAACGAGCGCUACUGCUUGAAUAAAAGGAUUCGGAACGCCAAUGUAGCACAGGACAGUUUAUUAUGGCUUAGAGCAAUAGGACAACGCGUUUCGGCACCAGAAUGUGCCUUCUUCAGGUCCACAAAACAAAUAAUUUCAGACGUCCUGUAGCCUGUGUUGUGCUGUGAUGGCGUGGCGUGUUUUGUGGACCUGAAGAAUGCACAUUCUGGUGCCGAAACGCGUUGUCUUUUCCUGGUUGUCUUUUCCUGGUUUCUGAUAUUAUUUAAUAAUCAUGUGUAUAUAUAUAUAUAUAUAUAAGGCCUAGUAUCUAUAUGACAUUCCUAUAAGAAUAGUAGACGUUUAUUAAAAUAAUCGGUCCUACUAUUAUGGUUGCUGAAUGAUUCACUGUGAAAUGAGUAAGUCAGUAACAACCUGCAGUGACAUCCUGACCGUACAGCAUACACGCCUUAGUGAGCCCCUAAAACAGCACGUCCCUUCAGCCUCUUCUCAUGUUUUCUUGAGAAACACCUAAGGCAAGGAAAACACUUGGACACAACUGCCAGUGCAGCAGAAGUUUUUCUUUCUAAAACAUUUCUUAUCUCUGUUUGCCUUGGAUUUGGAUUCCAGAUUUGUUAACUAUUAAAAAAAAACAGUUG